AUGUUAAGGCCAACUAUAAUAAGGAAUACAUUUUUAAAGAAAAGUUAUUCAACUAUCAAUACUGGUACUAGUACAGUUGUGAAAUCACAUAAAUUUCGUAAUAGAUUUUUAACAAUUUCAUUAUCAUUAGUGGCAAUUUAUGGUACUGGUAUAAUCUUAUCUGAAACUGAUAAUAGAUAUUCUUCUGUGUACAAUGAUAAUAUUCCUUUUGCUAAUAAUGUUUUAGAAUCGUAUGACGAUAUUAAAAAUGGUAAUAUUAAAUUAUCAGAUUUAUCAUGGGAAACAAUAAAGAAUAAAUACAGUUCUUAUAUCACAGGCGGAACUUUAGGUAUUCCAUUAUAUAGACCUAAAAAAAAUGAAUUAAAUAAUGCACAUUUAUUAAAUUUAUCAAAAUUAGAUCAAAGUAAAUUAAAAGAUUUAAAUCCUGAAUUCAAUUCUAUUUUAAAUCAAAUUAGAUAUACUGUAGAUGCUUUAAAUGAUCAACAAAUUCCAUUAACAAAUUCUCAAACUACAGUAAUUACAAAACUUUUUGAUCAAUUAUAUGAAACUGUUUAUAAAUUUAAUGAAAAUUUAAAUGAAAAUAUUAAAAAAAAUAUUGUUAAUGGUUCAAAGGAUAGAAUAGAUCAGUUUGAGAAAAAAUAUUUACAAGAGACUGAUGAAAAGAAGAAAGAAUUAGAUAGAAAAUAUGAUGAAAAAUUUGAAUCAUUUAAGACUGUCCUUGAAGAAAAUGUUACAAAAUUAUUAGAGACUAGUUUAGAAUCAAAUUUAGAAACUCUACAAGCAAAACAAGCCAACGAAAUAUCUUUAUUAUCAAUAACACAAGUUCAAGAGUUUAAUAAAAUUAUUGAAGAAAAAGUUGAACAAGAAAGAAAUGGUAAAUUAGCUAAUUUAAAUGCACUUGAUGAAAGAAUUGCUAAACUUUCAACCACUAUGAGUAAAUUUGGUGAUAUUCUUUCGAAAAAUCAAGUUAUUACUAGAUUAUCCCUUAUGGUUAAUGAUAUUAAAGGUAGAUUGGAUUCUAACAAUUCAUACAGUAUCGAAUUAGAUGGUGAUUUCUCAAAGAUGAAAAUUAUCUCCAAAGCACUGCCUAAAGCUGGUUGUGGUUGUAGUUCUGGUAAAUGUAAAUGUAAAAAAUGUACCGGUUCAUGUUCUACAAAGAGUACCAUUGGUGGUCAAAAACUUUUAAAUGUAACAAUUGAAGAAUUGGAUGCAUUGUCAAAGGAUGGUCCUAUCCUUUCAAAUGAACAAUUGUUCAAUAGAUGGAACCUUUUGGAGAGUGAUUUUAAAACUGCAUCAUUAUUACCACCAAAUGCAGGUAUUUUGGGUCAUAUUACAGCUAAAUUUUUCUCCUUCUUUUUAUUCUCAAAGAAAGGUAUUUCCACCUCUGGUGAUGAUUUAGAUGCAUUGUUUGCCAGAGUACAGACUAAUUUGGAGACAGCAAAAUUGGAUGAUGCCAUCGAAGAUGUUAUCUCUUUGAAAGGGUGGCCAAGAGUAUUAUGUGAACAAUGGGUCAAAGAUGCGAGAAGAAAAUUAGAGAUUGAAUCUCUGAUCGAUAUCCUUGAUUGUGAACUAAAGGUCAUGUAA
Messenger RNA from Maudiozyma saulgeensis, 1584 nucleotides. Lineage: Eukaryota; Fungi; Ascomycota; Saccharomycetes; Saccharomycetales; Saccharomycetaceae. The record is from the annotation of a GenBank genome assembly.